AUGAUAGAUCCUUCAGCCAUAAGCUGCACCGUUUCGGGUCUAGGUACGCAGGAGGACAUUGUCGAGCGAAUGGCAAACUUUUCGGUAGAGCCCUUCCAAGUUUGCAGAACGAUUUCUUACCAUCCGCCUCAGGUUUAUGUUGGCAACCUUGCACACACUGUUACAGAUGAACGACUGAAAGCGUUCUUUUCUCCGAUGCAGAGCGAUGUACUGUAUGCCCGGAUAAUCAUGCAGCGCACCAGCUCUGCAGGUUAUGGCUUCGUCUGGAUGACCACCGCUGAGGCUGUGGAGAAGGCUGCUCUACUGUUCAAUGGAAAAGAGCUGGAUGGCCGUCAAAUUAUUAUCGAGGCCAGCAAAUCGCGUAAGCACAAGGGCUCCAUUCAUGUCGAAGACACUGCAAAUGUGAAGCAGAGAAAGUAUGACCAUCGUAAAUCCAAUGCUUGCAAGUAUUCAUCCAGCAAAGAUGGGGAGCACCCAGCAGAAGGAACUGUAUAUGAGCCAGUCGCAAAGAAGCCUAGGCCAGGGCCACCGCCCUUUAUUGGUCGUGGCGAGAAUAUUACGAAAAGGCCAUCUAAAACCACCCUAUUUGUCAAAAACCUGUGUUUCAGCAUUGACGACGAGGGUCUCGGUCGAAUUUUCACCCGCACAGGUAUUCUCGUCAACUAUGCUCGGAUCAUGCGUAAGGGAUGGGGCAAGCCUCGCAAGAGCAAGGGCUGUGGAUUCGUAGACGUUGGUAAUGAGGAGAACCAGCAAAAGGCCAUUGAACUGCUGCAGAACAAGAUGGUUCAGGGACGUACCAUCACUGUUGAGAUCGCGUUCCAAUCCCAGUUCAAAAAGAGCCACGAGUUUUUCAGCCAUGUUCCCGAUGCCGAGGAGACCACAUACAAGGAUGCUGUCGUUGACAUGACUCCCGGGGCCACCGCGCACGAGAACGCCGUCGUUGAUGCUAUUGAGAACGCCAAGGAGAUCACGCACGAGAACGCCGUCGUUGACGUUACUGAGAAUGCCAAGGAGACCACGCACAAGGAUGCUGUCAUUGACAUGACUCCCGGGGCCACCGCGCACGAGAAUGCCAUCGUUGAUGCUAUUGAGAAGGCCAAGGAGAUCACAGACGAGAAUGCCGUCGUUGACAUUACAGAGAAUGUCAAGGAGACCACGCACAAGGAUGCGGUCAUUGACACGACUUCCGGGGCCACCGCACACGAGAACGCCAUCGUUGACGUUAUUGAGAACACCAAGGAGACCAUGCACAAGGAUGCGGUCGUUGACACGACUCCCGGGGCCACCGCGCAUGAGAAUGCCGUCGUGGACGUUACUGAGAACGCCAAGGAGACCACGCACAAGGAUGCCGUCAUUGACAUGACUCCCGGAGACACCAUGCACGAGAACGCCAUCGUUGAUGCUAUUGAGAAGGCCAAGAAGAUCACAGAUGAGAACGCCGUCGUUGACAUUACUGAGAAUGUCAAGGAGACCACGCACAAGGAUGCGGUCGUUGACAUUACUGAGAAUGUCAAGGAGACCACGCACAAGAAUGCGGUCAUUGACACGACUCCUGGGGCCACCGCGCACGAGAAUGCCAUCGUGGACGUUACUGAGAACGCCAAGGAGACCACGCACAAGGAUGCCAUCGUUGACAUGACUCCCGUGGACACCGUGCACGAGAACGCCAUCAUUGAUGCUAUUGAGAAGGCCGAGGAGAUUACAGACGAGAACGCCGUCGUUGACAUCAUUGAGAAUGUUAAGGAGACCACGCACAAGGAUGCG
Messenger RNA from Laetiporus sulphureus 93-53, 1764 nucleotides. RefSeq lists its product as uncharacterized. The record is from RefSeq and is a predicted model, not a curated record. The transcript is spliced from 4 exons. Gene Ontology annotation, cellular component: cytosol. NCBI's taxonomy places the organism in Eukaryota, Fungi, Basidiomycota, Agaricomycetes, Polyporales, Laetiporaceae. Gene Ontology annotation, molecular function: mRNA binding. The annotation marks the transcript as partial.